Glossina fuscipes is the source of this 796-nucleotide messenger RNA. Its product is annotated as immunoglobulin domain-containing protein oig-4. The record is from RefSeq and is a predicted model, not a curated record. Lineage: Eukaryota; Metazoa; Arthropoda; Insecta; Diptera; Glossinidae. The coding region runs from base 208 to 687 and encodes 159 amino acids. The transcript has 3 exons.
GCAAUCAGUUUAAGCUGGACACGGUAACGGUACCCUGUUGUCGUCUGCAUAUAAUUUUUGUUAAAACGCUGUCCGCAUAUAAAACUAAAAAAGGCAUUUAUUUAUAUAUGUAUAGCGAGCAUAGAAUGCAAUCACUUUUGUACUAGACGUUAAAAAAUAGAAAACCAAUCCGCAUUGGUUUGAAAUUACAAAAAAAAAAAAAAAAAAAUGUACAAAAAUUUAUUAAUAUUGUGCUUUGGAUUGUUAUUAUUCGGUCAGCUGAGCGAGGGGAGACGCGGUCGCGGUCGUGGUCGCACCAAGUCCCGAGUACAAAUCGGUUUACCGAUAACCGGUAAAUAUCGUGAUCCCGAAUCCGAUCAGUAUUACAAUAACAAUAAUGGAGCCAAAAUCCUGCAAGCAUCCCAUUUCGAUUAUGAAUAUGUUCUCGGUCAUAAAAUUGCAUUUCUGUGCGUCGCAAAAGGCAAUCCACGACCUCAAAUCACUUGGUAUAAAGAUGGCGCGGAAAUAUUUCAACAUCUUUAUAUGCACAUUCACGAAUGGCGCAUUGGCGAGGAUAAAGUUAAAUCGAAAAUCGAAAUCGAUCCGGCAACACAAAUGGAUGCAGGAUUAUAUGAGUGCACGGCCGACAAUAUGUACUCAAUAGAUCGCCGAAGUUUUAAAACCGAUUUUUCCAUCGCUUUCGAUUAACAACUUUCAAUGCCACCAAAAAAAAAAAAAAAAAAAAAAAAAAAAAAAAAAAAAAAAAAAAAUUCUGCUUUCAUACCGACUACAAGUAACUAGUGGUCGGACCAUAAAA